AUAUUUUAGGGUUCUAAAGUAUAGACAUACAAUCCUUCACCUCUCAGGCAAGUUGAUUAGCAAUGGCAUCUUCGAUUUGCAAGCACGCAGCCUUGGCACCAUCUCCGGCCACCUUCCGCUCCACCAAAUUCCCCGCCCUCCCAGUCUACCUCAUCCAAAAUGGGCGCCGUCCAUCCUCCGCCGCCGUCUUCUGCUCCCUCCGCCCUCACUACAUCCCCAACCACAUCCCCGACCCUAACUACGUCCGCAUCUUCGAUACCACCCUCCGCGACGGCGAGCAGUCCCCCGGCGCCACCAUGACCACCAAGGAGAAGCUCGACAUCGCGCGCCAGCUCGCCCGCCUCGGCGUCGACAUCAUCGAGGCCGGAUUCCCCGCCUCCUCCGACGCCGACUUCGAAGCCGUCCAAUUGAUCGCCCGCGAGUUCUCCACCGCCGAUUCCGGCCAUGUUCCCGUGAUUUGCGGCCUCGCGAGGUGCAAUAAGAGGGAUAUCGAGCGGUCCUGGGAGGCCGUGAAGCAUGCCAGCAAGCCUCGGAUCCACACAUUCAUCGCCACCAGUCAGAUUCAUAUGGAUUUCAAGCUGAAGAUGACGCCCGAUCAAGUGGUUCACAAGGCCACCACUAUGGUUGCUUAUGCUCGGAGUUUGGGCUGUCAAGAUGUCGAGUUUAGCCCCGAAGAUGCGGGAAGAUCAGACAGAGAAUUCCUUUACCGAAUUCUGGGAGAGGUUAUUAAGGCCGGGGCAACAACUCUUAACAUCCCUGAUACAGUAGGCUACACUUUGCCCACUGAAUUUGGACAGCUAAUUGCAGACAUAAAAGCAAACACACCUGGAAUUGAAAAUGUCAUUAUCUCAACACACUGUCAGAAUGACCUUGGACUUUCUACUGCUAAUACUAUAGCGGGGGCAUAUUCAGGUGCAAGGCAAGUAGAGGUUACCAUCAAUGGAAUUGGUGAAAGAGCUGGUAAUGCAUCACUAGAGGAGGUUGUAAUGGCCAUAAAAUGCCGUGGGGAGCAAGCUCUGGAUGGUCUUUACACAGGGAUCAAUACUCAACAUAUUAUCAUGGCGAGCAAGAUGGUAGAAGAAUACAGUGGGCUACGUAUCCAGCCACACAAAGCAAUUGUUGGAGCUAAUGCUUUUGCUCAUGAAAGUGGAAUUCAUCAGGACGGAAUGCUGAAACAUAAAAACACAUAUGAAAUUAUAUCUCCUGAAGAUAUAGGACUUCUUCGUUCUAAUGAAUCUGGUAUCGUGCUUGGAAAACUCAGUGGACGCCAUGCUUUGAAAGCCAAAAUGCUGGAGCUUGGGUAUGAUAUUGAUGGAAAGGAACUUGAUGAUCUAUUUUCACGCUUCAAAGCUGUAGCUGGAAAUAAAAAGAAUAUAAGCGAUGAUGACCUAGUAGCCCUAGUUUCGGAUGAAGUUUUCCAGCCACAAACUGUUUGGAAACUUGAAGAUGUACAGGUUACAUGUGGAUCUCUUGGCCUUUCAACCGCAACAGUCAAACUCAUUCAUGCAAACGGUGAUGAGCGUAUUUCUUGUUCGGUUGGGACUGGGCCUGUUGAUGCAGCAUACAAGGCGGUAGACCUUGUUGUUAAGGUUCCUGUAACACUUCUCGAGUAUUCCAUGAGUGGUGUUACUGAAGGCAUCGAUGCUAUAGCCACAACACGUGUUCUAAUUCGUGGCGAAGAUAGUGUAACAGCUACUCAUGCUUAUACAGGAGAAUCUGUCAACCGUGCAUUUAGUGGGACUGGAGCAUCCAUGGACAUCGUCAUCUCAAGUGUUCGAGCCUAUGUUAAUGCCCUCAACAAGCUCCUGGGCUUCAAGAACCGCCUAAAAACUGAAGAUCCCAACAAAAGCAAGGUAAUGCAAACAUUAACAUAAAGUUGGGAGCAUUGUCUUCGUCUCGAGUUAUUUGUCGAUAUUCAGUUGAUGUUGUUUGGAUUUUCUAUAUGGUAGUGGGAAGAAGAGAGGGGUGAAACGUCUUUGUUAUAUCAAGUAUCUAUUUAGAACUUAGAAACCUAGUUGAAGUCGGAUGAUGUGUAACAUUUGCAACUUGUAUUGAUUUGUGCUUAGCAAAUAAUGAAAUGAUUGCAACUGUUUGGUGACUGCCA
Salvia hispanica is the source of this 2104-nucleotide messenger RNA. Its product is annotated as 2-isopropylmalate synthase A-like. Lineage: Eukaryota; Viridiplantae; Streptophyta; Magnoliopsida; Lamiales; Lamiaceae. The record is from RefSeq and is a predicted model, not a curated record. Gene Ontology annotation, molecular function: 2-isopropylmalate synthase activity. Gene Ontology annotation, biological process: L-leucine biosynthetic process. Gene Ontology annotation, cellular component: chloroplast.